CCACCCCUCCGCAAGCUCUCUCCGUGAGCGAGCUACAGCAAAUAACUGAUGACAUUUCCACACUGUCCAUUGUGCACGAAACUGUUAUCAACAGUGACUUCAAACUGCAAGCAGCCAGCCUCUCCCCAGACAGCCUGGAAAGCAGAGUGAAGGACACCUUGCACAAAGCCUUCUGGGACAGCCUGGAGGAACAGCUCUCUGCUACUCUCCCCAGCUACACCCAGGCAAUCCACCUGCUGCAGGAGAUCAAGGAGGGUCUGCUGUCACUGCUGCUGCCGUGGCACAAGGGGCUCUGAAGUGAGAUUGAAGAGGCCUUGGACAUGGAGUUGUUUAGAGAGGAGGCUGAGCAUGGGGCUCUGGGUACCCACGGUCUCACCACGUACGUCCUUGGCACAAUGGCAAGGCUGUGUGCACCCAUUUGGGAUGAGGAGGUACAAGGGUCACAGAGCAUCACAGACCCAGCUCAAGUUCUCAGGCGGGUGAUGCUGACUCUGCCUUGAUUUUUCCAGGUGUUGGGCCUGAUGAAAAUGGAUAUGCUGAAUUUUACCAUCCAGAACCUUUGCACCCAUUUGCAAGACCAGGCCAUCCAGUAUGAACAGAAGAAAUUCCAGAAACUCUUGGAUAAGCUGCCUGAUGGCCUGGUUUACACCAGAGAGUGGCUGUGCAAAGCAGCAGCAGAGGUGUCUGUGUCCUCUUUGCAGCCACCGGCCCUCCAUGCAGUCUGUGACUUACCUGCCACACGCUCGCGAGGGGCUGGCAGCAACAACACAACUGUGCCAAGCCUCAGGUCCGUGCUCAGUCGAGGAUAUGUGAAUCUGCUCUGCUGGGAGCUUGGGCAAAAGGAAUACCCUGAGACACUGCUGAUGGAUCAGGCUGGACUGCAGGAUGUACAAGUGCAGGUGAAGCAGCUUGCCAUCAUAGCUGCUGUCCUGCUAGUGACCACUGGCAUGUGUGGAAGUACCUGUGGCUCACCUGGGUUUGUAGCUAGGCUGAAAUGGACCCUCUUGGAAGGGCUGUCUUGUACCAGGUAGCAAGAAACAUUGGAAGACUUCAGUGACCAAGUGCUCCAGGAGGUCACCAGGAUGCACUCACAGCUGGGUUACAGCAUCGCAGAUGGUGGCAACGCAGUCCGGUGUGUCUUUGAACAGCGGAUUCCUUCCUUCCUCAGCCUUUUCAUUGCCUCUGACGGACAGAAUUCCCAAAAAGAUUUCGCAAAGGGCCUUGAUGUCAUUCACAAAGAGCUGCUGGAAGUUGGGUGCAGGUUUGGAAGAGUGACCCACUACAACAGGGAGGUGUUUGGACCGUACUGCUCAGGAAUUCUCAAGGAAGUGCUUCUCCCACAUGCAGAACCAGACUCGGAUGCAGAGCUGGAUCCUUUCUGA
Molecule: messenger RNA, 1382 nt
Organism: Mesitornis unicolor (brown roatelo)
Lineage: Eukaryota; Metazoa; Chordata; Aves; Mesitornithiformes; Mesitornithidae
Product: T-complex protein 11 homolog
Biological process (GO): regulation of sperm capacitation
Cellular component (GO): acrosomal vesicle; sperm flagellum
Source: RefSeq, a predicted model, not a curated record